Molecule: messenger RNA, 3906 nt
Organism: Acanthocheilonema viteae
Lineage: Eukaryota; Metazoa; Nematoda; Chromadorea; Rhabditida; Onchocercidae
Source: the annotation of a GenBank genome assembly
AUGUUUGAAGAUAAGUCGCAAAUAAAUAAUACCAACGAAUGGUAUCAAAAAGUGCAAAUGUGUCGGCGUGUACCACCACGACGUAUACCGAUUGACGGAUAUGAUAAACCGGAAUGCUAUGCAUUAUCGUUACGGAAUGCACGAUUGCCUGGUUUAAAAAUGGAUGUAUUAUAUCGCAUUCAUGCAUAUUUCUACGAUAAACAGCAAAAGUAUUACUUCGGGAAACCGUUUUGCGGAAGAUGGUGCCGUUCCGAUUCCGAUUGCAUCCCCUUUACUGAGGUAAUCUUCUUCUGGUGUUCAUUUACCAAUAAUAUCGACAUUGUCCUGGAAGUGGUUGAGGGAGAGCAGCGGGAACAAAAUUCUGGUCAUUUAUACACAGCAGCAUGGACCUCGCUACCAUUGGGAAACACCGAAAAUCCGACUGCCUUUCGCAGACUGCCAUUAUAUCCGGGAUCUCCGAAAGCGUUGUUUUUUAUGGGUUCUGAGGUGGACAUGGCAGAUCUCCUUCCCCGAAGGAUAAAUAUCGGUGUAGAAGUUUCUUUACAAAUACAUCAAGAAAUGUACAAUGUAUUGAACUAUAUCCCUGAUUGGUACAUAUUUGAUCAAUGGGAUGAUAUUCCUGGCUUGCGAACAUUUUAUGAUGGUAAAUCUCAGAGCAUUCAUCCAGAAGCAUUGAAAAGUCGAACAUCCAUUUUAAAGAAAAUGAAUGUUUCAUUCGGUAUGGAUAUCUGCAAAUUUGAGCAAAUUCUACUUCAUUUAAUGAAUAAUGACAGGCUUUAUCGGGCAAACAGAUCACCUGCAGAUGUUAAUGUUAAAAUGAUGGAAGUUCUGGAACGAAGAAUUACGAUUGGUAUGCAUAACGGUUUAUGCUAUGUGGAAAAGCCGCACUGUCUGCACCUUAGUUUGUCCGAAAAUCAAAUUUGCACCGGCUUGGAAAUGAGACGAUCAAAAUCGCAAAAUCUGUUCAUGAAUGGAAGUGUAAUUUUAAAUAGAAUGAUUACAGAUCCUCAUUUCGCUGUCGUCUUUUCACUAGAUUAUCUUGUUGGAGUUUAUUCUUGUGAUAAGACGGUACAUUCAUCACAAUCAGUUAUGGUCUGUUGGGGUGCUUGGUGUCCUUUUGCUGUAGAUAUCAUACCGAAUGAUGAGAUUACUCUCCCUUUAAUCGGAGGACCAGACAUCAAUCCAGAUGAACGUUUAGCUUUCAAAAAUUCACUUGCUUUUCACUCUGAUUUGACCUCUCGUGAUCAGUUUCCAAGGAUUAAAAUUACAUUUCUGUGCUCAGAAUUUGGAGAGAUUGAGCACCUGCUAAAUGCUUCAACCAGCAUCAACAAUGCGUGUCCGACGCGAAACUGGAAAAGAUUGAAUACGGAAACUGUUGGAUUGCAACUUAGCUCAACUAAAAAUGCUCAAAAUCCUAAAAAAAUGUUCGAAAAUAGCAGCUACAAAGUGUAUUGUCCAUUUGUGCGCACUUGUACCUUACAUAGCAUUGUUGGUAUAUUGAACAGCGCUGAUCGAAUUAUAUAUGUAAUUCAGGAAGAAGAAAAAUUGAAUGAAAAAAUUUCUUCCAAUGAUGAGCGGAAAUGUGGCACUUAUACGAGCGUGAAAAUUUGUAGUUCACCAUUAGCUAGGACAUCAAAUAUAUCUCGUGCAUCUCUUGCUAUCCUUGCCGACAUUUCAUUCACUCAUAUAAAAGAUCGCAAUGGAAACAAACCGAAACUUUUAGACAUUGAAAAUUUCCCGACUCCAGAUAUCAAUGUUGAACUGAACGAUAAAUUAAAUACAAAUGAAAUCAUUGUGCAGUUUAUGGCCAUUCAAAUCAGCAGGGAAGAUGUUGGUUGCAUCAAAACUCCAAACGCAGUAUUCUUUACAAUAGAAUUCUAUCGCUUCCAUACAAUUACAACUGAAAGAUUAUGGUUAGAUAAGGUUCACACAAAAACAACUCAAGAACAGCUAUUCAUUUUGAAGCGCAAGGGAAACACUGAAGAGACCGUUAAGGAAGACUGCAAUGGCUUCACUGUCAAAUAUAUGGUCGAUGCGAAUUCACUUCCAGAUGGAGACGGAGAAGACUAUAUCAAUUAUCUUAUAAAUGGCUUUGCGAUUAUUGAUGUAUGGGAUGCUGACUGUUUAUUACCUCUUGGCAAGUUGUACAUUCCACUAAAGUCCUUGUUGAGGCAUGGAUCUGAAGCAGUGCAGGUUGAUGUACAAAGUGCGGCAGUGCUCAGCUGUUUUCCUGAACCAUCCAUUAUAACAUGUCAAGUAUUACUUCGAUUAAUCAAUAUUGGCUAUCCAUGUUUUAAACAAAUAGAUUCAGUACGAAAUCAAAUGAGCACAAUUGUGAGUCGUCAGUCAACUCGAAUUGGUCAAAGUGAAAAUGAAUCGUACAGAAUUAGGGCUAAACCACUGAAUCCAAUCCAUGAAAAUUCACUACAGCAUUUCUUGGCUGCUCAAAGAUUGGACAUAAAUCAGCGUUAUAAUGAAAUCAUGAACGAUCCGCCAACGGGGACAAAAAACCAGACUUCAGCAAUAAAGGCGCUCACGACAAAGGGAUCAAUGAAGCGGUAUUUGUUUCAGCAGGAAUUGGAAGCUUAUAAAAAAUUGCGUAAUGAAGACAAGGCAUCGAAGCUACUGAAAGUUGUUUUCAAAGCAAUAACUACGGAAUAUCGCAUUUAUCCAAAAUAUGGCCAAGUCAUAUUUUUCGAGUACAUGCUUCAAAAUACUGAAUCAUACCCAACUGUCAUCGUUAUAGACAUUGCCGAGAGUACAUUGAAACCACUUUUCGAUGUGAAAUUAUGGCAAUAUUACAAAAAUAUGUACCGAAUUGAAACUCCACUUGAAAGGGAUCUUUAUCAAAUAUCAAGAGAAAAUGAGCAAAUUACCGAAGUGCAGAUUUUCCUGAAACCGAUGGAAACUAUAUGUGCACCAUUUAUUUACGAUGGAUUUACGAUACCUCAGGAACAAAUCAGAAAUCAAGUUAAAAUAAUAUUCAAAAAGAAAACUGGUGGUGAACCGAUAGCAAUCUUAGAUUUAUUGGUCGAAAAUCGUCACAACAUAAUUUUCAAUUCAUUUCGUUUCUAUCAUGAAGCGGAAGCAACACUGUCCAAGAUUAUUCACAUUACCGGAUAUAAAAGUCGAGUGUUUUCCAUUCGUUGUACAGAUCCUCUUGUACUUACCUCAUUUAAAAAUAAUUGCGAUGGUUCUCAGGAUUUACAUUUUACGUGUCAAACUGGUAAAGCACCAAUGUUGCGAACAUUCACAGUGAUCUUUUUUGCUGAUCAGUACUAUAGCACUGUUCUCGGAGCAUGGUUAAUACACGUUCAUGCGGUGAAUCAAAUCAAUUUGAAUGCUGUUCGAGCACAGCUCCUCAAAGUUCCCAUCAUUUUCAAAAUUGAUGAUAACUGCGAUGGUUUGGUUCAUUUUGGAAGUUCUUCAAAAAAUUUUGAAAUUCAUCCAUCAGAUGCAAUUGCAGUGCAACGUGGUGGCACCUUAGAUGCUGUAAUUAAUUUCUUGCCAGAUUUCACAGGUUCUCGUGCGAUGCUAGUUUCGGCAACUGAUCAACGAACAAAUCACUUAUUGUAUCAAUGGAUGAUUGCAGUAAAUAUCCAAGAAGCCAAUAUCACUAAAAUGUUUGAAGUUUAUUUGCAAAAUAAAAGGAAUCAAACAAUUACAUUAGCUAUAAGGAAUCGAUAUGGCGUGGAACGUUCAUUUCGGAUUUCUUGUUCUCAUCCAGAAUAUGUUCGGAUUGAAAAUGAUAUCGUUACACUUUCUGGCUACAAAGCAGUUGACGUUUCUAUCACAUUCUUGCUAAAUAAUAGCUUGAAAUUGCCUGAGGUGCUUUUAUUUGUUACAAAUGUGGAAAAUAAUCUUCAGGAAGAAGCCUAUUCUCUGAAAUUGAUUUACCAUGAUUAG